Molecule: messenger RNA, 1224 nt
Organism: Artibeus jamaicensis (Jamaican fruit-eating bat)
Lineage: Eukaryota; Metazoa; Chordata; Mammalia; Chiroptera; Phyllostomidae
Product: phospholipid-transporting ATPase ABCA7
Exons: 12
Source: RefSeq, a predicted model, not a curated record
AUGGCCUUCUGGGUGCAGCUGAUGCUGCUACUUUGGAACAAUUUCCUGCAUCAUAGGAGACGGCCGGAUCUCAUCUGCAAAGUGAACAACACCGGCGGCCCACAGAGCAUGCCCAGUGAGGAGCCAGGCACCCUCAGCACCUUUAACUACUCUUUGCAAGUGAGCCAAACCUUCCAGGACCUGGCCCUGUUGAAGGAUAUCCAGGAGGUGUCGGGGGUGCUGGGACCCCAGCUCUUCAACUUCAUGAAUGACAGUGCAAAUGUAGUCAUACUGCAGCAUGGCUUCUGGGCAGGCAUCACCUUCCUGGACCCCAAGGCUUCCCUGCACCCAGAGCAUCUCCCAGGCCCAAGCCACCUACAUGUCAAGAUCCGUAAGGACGAUGACAAUGUGAUCAGAAGCAAUCUGCACGGUGUGCAGGGUGAUUUCGGGUACCUGCAGCACCUGCUGGAGCAUGCAGCGGUGAGUGUGAUUAGCGGCAAUGUGUCUCUCGCCAGCUUCUAUCUGCAGCAGGUGCCCUACACUUGCUACGUGAAUAACACGGUGACACUGACUUGGAGGAAAGGGAACCAGGCAGCCAGAGUGGCAGGGCAAGGACAGGCCCCUUGCUUUGAGCCCCCUGCUCUGUCUCUCCAAGCCUUCCCGAAGGUGCUAGAAGACUGUGCUGUGGACACAGACCCAGAGGAACCCCUGACACUGACCCCUGGUGGCCCCACAAAUGGUAACCAUAGACAACACCUGUGCGUAGGCGUAGGCGUUAUUCACCUGAACAUAACCAUGGGGCUCAGGAUUCUGCCAGAGGGGUCAGCCCUGGAGGACUGGGAGCUGCAUGAGUUGCCCCACCCUGCUGGGGCUGCCCCAGAUACACAGGCCCUGUGGGGCUCUGGGCUGGAUGUUGUGGGCCAGGUACAGGGAUGGACACUGACUUGCCAGUGGCUCUGGGCCCUGCUUUUCAACCGCUUUUUGUUAGGUGGGGAGAGCAGAUGAUGGCCAGUCCUUCGGAUCCUGCUGCCCACCCUAUGUGUGGGCCUGGCACUGGUAUUCAGCUUCAUUGUGCCUCCCUUUGGGCACUACCCAGCUCUGUAUCCCAGCAUAUACAGUACCCAGGUAGCCUUCUUCGGGUGUUGAGAUGCCCCAGAGGACCCCAAAUGUGUCCACCUGCUGCAGGCGCUGCUGGAGGAGCUGGGAUCGGAGAACCACUACUUGCAGAAUAGCCCCCAUAGGUGA